AUUGGUUAUAUGGGCUCAAUAAAUAUUCAAAAGUUAAUUGAAAAUAUAUUAAUCCACCAAUUUUACGUUGUCGUAUAUUACGUGUUUUUUUUACAGUGCACAAAUAGUUCAUGAAAAUGAAGUUUUAGAAGUAAAUAUGUGUUUUCUCUUUUCAGUUAUAGUCAUUAAUACUUCAAUUCAAGGUUAUAAUUUAAAAAUAAAAAAAACAAGUGUAUCAAAGCUAUUAUUUAUCCACAAAUCUGACACUUUUGCUUCCUCACGUCUUUACAUGAUCUAAUGACCUCGUUUGGGCGCAGGAACUCAGUCACAGUUGGUGUUCUGGUCUCGUGGCUGUGAAGGUCGUGAGUGAACCUCGUGUGGAAAGAGCCCCAGGAGGAGGAGCAGCUGUGAGACGUGGGAACAGAUCCGGGUCACGCGGCUCAGAGUGGACAGUUGCAUGAUGGGAGUCGAUGAUAGCAGCCGUGGUUCCCGGAGAGAUGCUGUUGACUCCAAACCUGACGUCGUUCAAACGACAGGAAGCUUCAAUCUGAGCGAACACUGCACCUCCUCAGAAACAGAGACCUCACAGGAGGAGAACUCACUCCGCCUUGAAUCGGCGUCUCUUGGCGACAGCGGCGUGGGUGCUGAUGAUGACAAUGAUGAUGGAGGAGGAGGGAGGAGCGACAGGGCAGCGAGCUGUGAGGACGAUGGAGAGGGACACCUGGUCUACCACGUCGGCCUCGUGAUGAAAGACAGAUACCAGGUGGUUUCUCCACUGGGAGCUGGAGCCUUUGGAAAAGUAGUGAAGUGCAUCGACAGAGAAACAGGCGAGCAUGUCGCUGUGAAGAUUGUGAGGAACAUCGAUUGUUUCCGCGAAGUCGCGAGGUCCGAGAUCGCAGUGUUGGAGGAGAUCAACGCGCUGGAUGACGACAACAGAUUCGCUUGCGUGCGGAUGCUGGACCGCUUCGACCACGAGGGUCACGUCUGCAUCGUGUUCGAGCUGCUCGGCCUCAGCACCUUCGAGUUCCUGCGACAGAAGCACUUCAGGCCGUACACCGUGGAGCAGAUCCGUCACAUGGCCUUCCAGAUCUUCAGAGCCAUCUGCUUCCUGCAUCGUAACAAGCUGACACACACAGACUUAAAGCCAGAGAACAUCCUGUUUGUGAACGACCAGAAGGAAAUAAAGCUGAGGAGUCCGGAUGUGAAGGUGGUAGAUUUUGGCACGGCCACGUUUGACCAUGAACAUCAUGAAUCUGUGGUGUCGACACGACACUACCGAGCUCCCGAGGUCAUACUGGAUCUCGCCCAGUCAUGUGACGCUUGGAGUCUGGGCUGCGCUUCUCAUGGAAUAAAGAUUGACUUCCUGUCCUUUCAGACCCACAACAGUGAAGAACAUCUGGCCAUGAUGGAGAAAGUCCUCGGACCAAUUCCGUCCCACCUGCUGAAACAGACCAGAAAGCAGCACUACGUGCACAAUGAGCGCCUGAACUGGGACGAGAGCAGCUCAUCCGACGACUACAUCGGGAAACACUGCAAACCACUGACGCAGUGCAUGCAGAGGAAGAGCGAAGAGGAGCAGCAGCUGCUGGACCUGGUCGCCUGCAUGUUGGAGUACGACGUGUGCCGACGCAUCACCCUGGAGGAGGCGCUGUGGCACCCGUUCUUCAGCCCUGUGCGGGCGCAGAAGCAGAGGACACUCAGUUAAUGACCGACUGCGACUGACGGACGUGUUCCUCCCUCCUCAAAACAACAAAUGCUGUGUUUCUAUGAAGGUACGGACCAGUUUGGAAUGGUAAGUCCUGAGUCAGGCUUGUGUUUCGACAGACGGGGCGCGGGUGCGCUGUGUGACGUCGUACUGGGACAACAAACAAUGACAAUGGAGGAGGGGCAUCCAGUUGUUGGUCUCGACAAGACUAUACCAAACCGAACCCGUCCACUUGUUCCAAACACGAACAAAGAAUCAAACAAAUGAAUCGCUACCGACAAAAACCUGUCCCAGAAGUCGUUGUCUGCUGGAGACAUGUGACUGAUCAUCCACACGGCUUUUCACUGUCCACUGGACACUCAAUCUCAAGGACGGAAGGAAAAAGACAUUUGGCCUCUUAAGAAAAGGCUCGCCUCAUAAACUCGACUCCUGCCUGCGUUUGCAACAUCUUAACAACACGCUUGCUCAAGUUUGUAAACCACUCACGCUCCCGCACCAAAGUCCACAGAGAAAACCAGUGAUUUUAGCUCAUAGGGACACAGGAGCUGCUGGUCUACUGCUGCCCCGUGUGGUCACUUUGUGUCACUGAGGUAAAACGGAACGAAGGACUUUAAACACUAAAGGCACAAAAUAAAACAUUUAGUGAUGUAAAAUCGCUGAUUUUCUCUCUGGACUUUGGCGUAAAGGUCUGCGUGACUGCAAGGAACGUACUAUUAAGAUAUUGCAGACUUCAGCAAACACAGAUUUUCGUUGGCGGGUGAUUGGUCCUUCUUUUCCUGGGUCAGAGGAGCCUCAGGGGUCGGGAACCGCGUCCACUGCAGGAGGCAGCUCCCAAAGUGACACACAGCCGGAUCUACUUGUGUAUGUCUUGCAUCUACCUCAGAGUGUUGAUGUUUAUUGUUGUGAAUAUUUUUUCGGUGACAUUUACAGUCACACUGUCAGUUGUGGAGAGCAUUCCUGUUUAUAUUUUAAAGUGCACGUCGCUGAGUGAUGUCAUGUUCUGGCGUCUUGUUGUUGUGUUGGCAGUUUUUUAACAAAUGUUUUUGCAUUUAGGGAAAUCCUACUUCUCAUUUGCAACCCGAAUACUGUGACUGGAUUAUUACAUUCAGCCAUUAUUUCUAAUAACUUUGCUUAAGUACCCUCAAGUAUAAGUGACAAAUGUGUAAAUUGGAUGUAAAACCCUCAAAAAAACAGCAUAGAUCGCGUACUAGAGGAAGAGCGAGGCAUAGGAUAAACAUCUUAUCAUCUAGGUCACAGUCGGGGCCAAUGAGCAUCUCAAAAGCAAGUGGGCAAUAUGAUCUUAACAGAUUAUCACACAAUUAUUCCAUCAUAAUAUCUCAAUAAAGAUAUACAUGAUGAUAUCAAACAGAAUUCCAAAGAUAUGGAAUGAUGUUAACUUUGCUAUAAAAACAAAUGUGUGAUACAAAAAUCCAUCCAUUAUCGAAUACAGUAAGUAAAUAACAACGUUGACGACUGUAAUUCAAACAUCAAACAAGCUUAUAAAUGUGAUUUAAUGUUGAAUGUAAUACAUUUAAUACUGCGACAAUUACAAGCAAAUGUUCCGGGGUUUGACACCUCUGAUUUAGGUUGCCUGAUUAUACAUUUGCAAGACUUUUAUGAUCAAUUUGAAAUGGUUUUCUGGCCAGAUUCACUCGCAGCAUGUGUGGAAAAGAGAGUUGCCAGUUUCCCGAGGCUCCAUAUUCCUGGAGAAUGGAAAGAAUAACAUAAACGACAGAACUGAGCUUUCAUGUGACAUAGACGUUAUAAAUCAACAGCCUUUUUUUUUUUUUUAAACUUUAUACACAAGAAAGUAAAAGAUGAAUUUCUGUAUGAAAAGCAAUAACCUCACAUAACACAUGGCAAAACAACCAAAGGUGAAUGACCUCUUACUCCCGCUCAGCUAAUUGCGCUUAAUCUCUCGUGCUAAAGUAAAUGUUAGCCGUUUAAUUCCACCUAUACACGUCUUUGUUGAUAUAGACCGCUGACACGUGAAAGUGGGCGACAUUUAUCAAGAUUCAAGCAGCCGAGGAAGUUUCCAUGAGUGAAUAAAUGAUGCCGCUGUAAAAUAUUACAUGAGCAGAUAAGGGCGCGCCUCAGAUAAGCGGCGAGCUCGUCUGUGUCCUGAAAAACAUCGGCUUAAAGCUGCUCGACCACGCGGACGUAAUAAAGCAGGAGAAGGCAAAGAGAAUCUGAGGGACCAAUCGCUUGGUUUGUGCGUAACCUCAUUAGUUCCCGUCCGUCUCACGACCUUGGCUGCCAUUACUGUAUGUCACGGCACGGAUGAAAAGUUAGGUCAAAAAAGCCAAACACUGACACACACUGGGACACGAAUGUUGUUUUUGGUUUUAGCCUCUGUCGAAUCCAGAAUCGUAAUCAUUUUUAAGUCAGUAGGCAUUUCUCAGUGUGCGUACUUGUCUGUACUUGCGUACUCUCGUCCGGUCCUGAUCCCUCUGCGUUUGCUAAUUACAGGCCAAUCUCCAAACUACAGUCUUUUUUAGACAGAAAUAAGUUUAAACCCUAAACAGCACAGAGUCUGCACUGUUAAUGACAUAUUCUUAGCCACUGAUUCUGGUAACUAGGUUAUCCUUGUGCUGAUUUAUUUGACCGCUGAUUUUGGUACAGCUGAUAAUACAUUGUCUUGAGCACUGGGUGGACAUUAAAGGAGCCGCCCUGGACUGGUUUCGGUCCCACCUGGCUAAGAGAA
This is a messenger RNA of Solea senegalensis (Senegalese sole), 4388 nucleotides long. RefSeq names its product dual specificity protein kinase CLK2-like. Gene Ontology annotation, biological process: protein phosphorylation; regulation of RNA splicing. The coding region runs from base 437 to 1684 and encodes 415 amino acids. Gene Ontology annotation, cellular component: nucleus. Gene Ontology annotation, molecular function: ATP binding; protein tyrosine kinase activity. NCBI's taxonomy places the organism in Eukaryota, Metazoa, Chordata, Actinopteri, Pleuronectiformes, Soleidae. The transcript is spliced from 13 exons. The record is from RefSeq and is a predicted model, not a curated record.